Molecule: messenger RNA, 1552 nt
Organism: Elaeis guineensis (African oil palm)
Lineage: Eukaryota; Viridiplantae; Streptophyta; Magnoliopsida; Arecales; Arecaceae
Source: RefSeq, a predicted model, not a curated record
UUUUCUCAUUCUCUCUCCAUUUCCCGAUCUCUUUCUUCCUCGCCAUGAGUCCCAGCUCUUGUCGCCGGCGAGCGCCGUAACCGAAGCGCCGGAGAUUGAGACGGGCCGCCGCCGAAAUGGAGGCCCAGAAAAGCCACGGGGCGAAGCUCACGCGGACCCCCUCUUCCCUCCUCCGCUCCCCGACCCUUCGCUCUUCCGUCAACAGCUUAUCCGCCAUAGACGAGGCCACCGCAACUGGAGCUGACGGCGAUGACUCCGACGAUAAGAAGCCCCGCCACCGCCGAGGCGGUCGUCCCCGCCGCCCACUCCUUCCGGCACUCUUGCCCCUUCCCUUCUUCCUCUUCCUCUUCCUCCUCCUCCUCUACCUCCGCGAUGACGCCCCCUUCCUCAGUAACCUCCUCCUCGCUGCCUUCGUCUUCGCCGUCGCCUUCCUCGCCGCCCGCCGUUCCCGCUUCCUCAUCCUCCGCUGCCGCGGGAUCCGGCGGGGGGAGUCGGUCCAGUGGUUCAUCGGCGACGGCGAGCGGGAAUCGAGGAAGGAGAAGAGCAACGGGAAGAUCGUGAGGGAGGGGGUGGAGUUCUACAGCAACGGGGAUUUCUACGAAGGGGAGUUCCACAAGGGGCGCUGCAACGGGAGCGGCGUCUACAAUUUCUUCGCCAAGGGGAGAUACGAGGGCGAUUGGGUUGAUGGCAAGUAUGAUGGUUAUGGGAUCGAGAGCUGGGCGAGGGGGAGCCGGUACCGGGGGCAGUACCGGCAGGGCCUGAGGCACGGCUUUGGGGUGUAUCGGUUCUACAGCGGCGAUAGCUACGCUGGAGAGUGGGUCAGCGGGCAGAGCCAUGGCAUCGGAGUGCAGACUUGCUCCGAUGGGAGCUGCUAUGUAGGGGAAUUCAAAUGCGGGGUGAAGCAUGGCCUCGGAUACUACCACUUCAGGAAUGGUGAUCGGUACUCUGGAGAGUACUUUGGUGACAAGAUCCAUGGUUUUGGAAUCUAUAACUUUGCUAAUGGUCACUGCUAUGAGGGUUCAUGGCAUGAAGGGAAGAAACAGGGGUUUGGAAUGUACGCAUUCCGUAAUGGUGACACAAGAUCUGGAGAGUGGGACUGUGGAGUUCUAAAGAUCCGGCUACCACCAUCAGAUCAGGCUGUUCAGCGGGCUGUUCAGUCUGCUCGAAAGGCUGCAGAGAAUGCUAUUCUCAUUCCCCGGGUAGAUGAGCAAGUAAACAAGGCAGUCACAGCUGCUAAUAGAGCCGCGACUGCUGCUAGAGUUGCUGCAAUCAAAGCUGUGCAGAACCGGAUGGAUGGAAAGUUUUGUGACACCAAUGUUUAAGGUCAAACUUUUGCUUGAACUGUACAUUUAACUGCUUAAUAAUCACUAAUCCCAAAGUUUGCGACCAGGUAUGGCAAAUACUUACCUGGGUCUGAGAGACGGUAAGAGGGAAGCUGACAAUUUUAUGUCUGGAUUAUGGAAUGCAUACUGCGGUCCUCUCAUGACUGUAACAUGUAAAUAACUCCAUAUGUAUAUGAAUUUUUUUUUGGUAGAAUCCAUAUGUUUAUGAU